Thamnophis sirtalis is the source of this 990-nucleotide messenger RNA. Lineage: Eukaryota; Metazoa; Chordata; Lepidosauria; Squamata; Natricidae. The record is from RefSeq and is a predicted model, not a curated record.
GUUGUCUUUUGAUAAAGAAGGCAUGGUUAAGAGAGCCAGACAAUUCAUAGAUCUUUAUAAAGAAAUAGGAAUUAGCAAAGAUCGCAUCCUCAUCAAGCUGUCAUCAACAUGGGAGGGCAUCCAAGCUGGCAAGAUCCUUGAAGAGCAACAUGGGAUUCAUUGUAAUAUGACCCUGCUCUUUUCCUUUGCUCAGGCAGUUGCUUGUGCAGAAGCAGGGGUCACCCUCAUUUCUCCUUUUGUUGGGCGCAUUCUGGAUUGGUAUGUUGCAAAUACGGACAAAAAAACCUAUGAGCCAUCAGAAGACCCAGGGGUAAAGAGUGUCACUAAAAUCUACCAUUAUUACAAAAAGUUUGGCUAUAAAACUAUUGUAAUGGGAGCUUCUUUUCGGAACACUGGACAAAUCAAAGCACUGACUGGCUGUGACUUUCUCACCAUUUCCCCAAAACUUCUGGGAGAACUCAGUAAAGAUAACAGCAAACUGACACCAAAGCUGAGUGUCAAAGAUGCCCAGGCAUCUGACCUGGAGAAGGUGCAUCUGGAUGAAAAGACAUUCCGUUGGCUUCAUAAUGAAGACCAAAUGGCUGUGGAGAAACUGUCAGAUGGAAUCAGAAAGUUUGCUGCUGAUGCAGUUAAACUGGAAGUCAUGAUAAAGGAACGGAUGUUUGGUACUGCAAAUGGAGAAUAGACAUGGCAAAUUUUAUGGAUGCUAUAUAGAUGUAAAGAUUUACAUGCUGCAUACGAAAAGAUUUUCUGUAAUCACAGAUUUCUAUAUGAAUCUGCAGAGAAAAAGAUUCUUCAAGUCUGCUGUGCUUUUAUAUAUCAGGAUUGUAAUAUUACAAUUCUGAGUUACCAAUAUUUUUAUUCUUCACUAUAUUGCAGGUGCAUAAAGGACCAAUUGCCUUGUUUUUUUUCUUCAAGGUACUAUUACUAAUAAUGAUAAAACAUUGAUGUCUGAGUGCAUUCCAAAAGAAUAAAAUGUACUACAUUUUA